Molecule: messenger RNA, 2302 nt
Organism: Sturnus vulgaris (Common starling)
Lineage: Eukaryota; Metazoa; Chordata; Aves; Passeriformes; Sturnidae
Source: RefSeq, a predicted model, not a curated record
CGGCUCCGGCGCGAUGAUCCCGAGCGAGGAGGUGUCGGCCCGCAGGAGGGAGAUCGAGGACAAGCUCAAGCAGGAAGAAGAAACUCUGUCCUUCAUCAAAGAGAGCCUCGAGAAGAGUGACCAGCUCACCAAGAACAUGGUUUCAAUCCUCUCCUCCUUUGAGAGCCGUUUGAUGAAGCUGGAGAACUCCAUCAUCCCUGUCCAUAAACAGACAGAGAACCUGCAGCGCCUGCAGGAGAAUGUGGAGAAGACCCUGUCCUGCCUGGAUCACGUCAUCAGUUACUACCAUGUGGCCAAGGACACGGAGAAGAUCAUCAAGGAAGGCCCCACGGGGAGGUUGGAGGAAUACUUGAAUUGCAUGGACAAAAUCCAGAAGGCAGUGGAGUACUUCCAGGACAACAACCCGGACAGCCCCGAGCUGAACCGUGUGAAAUCCCUCUUUGAGCGGGGCAAGGAAUCCCUGGAAUCGGAGUUCCGCAGCUUGAUGACACGACACACCAAGCCAGUGCCACCCAUCCUCAUCCUGGACCUGAUCAGUGGGGAUGAGGAGAUGGACACACAGGAGGAGAUGUCCCUGGAGCACCUCCCAGAGAGUGUCCUGCACGACAUCAUCCGCAUUUCGGGCUGGCUGGUGGAGAACGGCAGGAAUCAAGAUUUCAUGACAGUUUACUUCCAAAUCCGCUCAGUGCAGCUCGACCGCUCCAUCAAGGGGCUGAAGGACCAUUUCCGUAAGAACAGCUCUUCCUCUGGGGUGCCAUAUUCCCCUGCCAUUCAGAACAAAAGGAAGGACACCCCCACCAAAAAGCCAAUCAAGAGACCAGUCCUCAUCCCAGGCACGAUCCGUAAGGCUCAGAACCUUCUGAAACAGUACUCUCAGCAUGGUCUAGAUGGGAAAAAGGGGGCCUCUAACCUCAUUCCUAUGGAAGGUCAUGAGCAUGACUUACGCGUUAAGCACCUUUCCGAUGCCCUGAGCGACAAGCACGGGCCGGCUGUGGGGAGGGACGACGUCUUCGACAUCGAGAUCGACGCGUACAUCCACUGCGUCAGUGCCUUUGUCAAACUGGCCCAGAGUGAAUACCAGCUCCUGACAGAAAUUGUCCCAGAGCACCACCAGAAGAAGACCUUUGAUUCUCUCAUCCAGGAGUCAUUGGAUAAUUUGAUCAUGGAGGGUGAUAACAUUGUCUCAGCUGCCCGCAAAGCCAUCAUCCGACACGACUAUUCAGCUGUGCUCACAAUCUUCCCCAUCCUCAAGCAUCUCAAGCAGAUGAAGCCAGAAUUUGACCAGGUCUUGCAGGGAACUGCAGCAGGCACUAAGAACAAACUGCCAGGGCUGAUCACUUCUAUGGAGACCACUGGUGCAAAGGCACUGGAAGAGUUUGCAGACAACAUUAAGAAUGAUCCAGACAAGGAAUACAACAUGCCAAAAGAUGGGACAGUUCAUGAACUCACCAGCAAUGCCAUCCUUUUCCUGCAGCAGUUACUGGAUUUCCAGGAGACAGCAGGUGCUAUGCUGGCAUCACAAGAGACCAGCUCCUCUGCCAGUAGCUACAGCUCAGAGUUCAGCAGGCGGCUGCUGAGCACCUAUAUCUGCAAAGUUCUGGGCAACCUGCAGCUUAACCUGCUUAGCAAAUCCAAGGUUUAUGAAGACCCAGCUUUGAGUGCCAUUUUUCUGCAUAACAACUACAACUACAUUCUGAAAUCUCUGGAGAAGUCUGAGCUGAUCCAGCUGGUGGCUGUGACACAGAAAACAGCUGAGAGGUCCUACAGGGAGCUCAUUGAGCAGCAGAUCCAGACCUACCAGCGCAGCUGGUUGAAGGUGACAGAUUACAUCUUGGAGAGAAACCUGCCUGUCUUUCAACCAGGAGUGAAGCUCAAGGACAAGGAGAGGCAGAUGAUAAAGGAGCGCUUUAAGGGUUUUAAUGAUGGGCUGGAGGAGCUGUGUAAGAUCCAAAAGGCCUGGGCAAUCCCAGACAUGGAGCAACGGGACAAAAUCCGCCGGGCACAGAAAACUAUUGUGAAAGAGACCUAUGGUGCCUUCUUGAACAGAUAUGGCAACGUGCCCUUCACCAAGAACCCUGAGAAAUACAUCAAAUACCAGGUGGACCAGGUGGGGGAGAUGAUUGAGAAGCUAUUUGACACAUCAGCAUAAAUUUCCAGCUGUUGUGAACUCUCCAGAUGCCAAGUACAAGCCAAUGCUCUCUCAGCAGCCCUUGGGACUCCCUUCCCUUCUCCCCUGCCCCAUUGUGGUGGGCAGGGUGUUAUACUUGUAUUUAUCAGAUUUAUAAACCUGUGGAAACACUAA